This is a messenger RNA of Lacerta agilis (Sand lizard), 1285 nucleotides long. RefSeq names its product translocase of inner mitochondrial membrane 21 (gene TIMM21). Gene Ontology annotation, biological process: protein import into mitochondrial matrix. Gene Ontology annotation, cellular component: TIM23 mitochondrial import inner membrane translocase complex. The record is from RefSeq and is a predicted model, not a curated record. Lineage: Eukaryota; Metazoa; Chordata; Lepidosauria; Squamata; Lacertidae. The transcript is spliced from 6 exons. Bases 171 to 905 code for a protein of 244 amino acids.
GGAAAGAUUUGAGUAAGAAUAAGAUGUAUCUUUCUAACGGUAUGGCUAUUUUGCAUCGAGAGGAAACUGCGGGACGAUGAAUCCGAUCCUUUGCACAGGACGGGAAAAUAUUUAGUGUAUAAUAGACCUUGUAUUUGGGGUUAUAGAGUGAAGCCCUGCUUCGCCUCGCUAUGCUUUCUUUCAUGCGAGGAAUCCCCUGCAGUGGCAAGCUCCUGGGGUCCUGCGCGAAGUGGGGGCCCCUUGCACAGCAUAGGAAGGCGCUUCUAAGGACUUGCGUGUGCAUCAGGCUCGGGCAAGGGUCGAGAGCCGAGCGAUCCGCCCCGCGCCCUGAUGUAGCCUUUGCGAGCGCAAAGCGACACAUCUGGACUCCCGAAGGGGCCCGGAGAGCUGGGAGAACUGAAAACAGCGGCAGGCAAGUGUCUGUGCAAAGAGGCCAUAAAGAAGAAGUAUCGCUGUCAACUGCUCAGAAAGUGAAAGAAGCUGGGCGAGAUUUCACCUACUUGAUAGUGGUGGUGAUCGGCAUCGGUGUCACAGGUGGUUUAUUCUAUGUGAUUUUUAAGGAGCUGUUCUCUUCCUCCAGCCCCAGUAAAAUCUAUGGAGAUGCCCUGGAGAAAUGCAGAGCCCACCCUGAGGUAAUAGGUGUUUUUGGUGAACCCAUAAAAGGUUACGGUGAAGCAACACGCCGCGGGAGAAGACAACUGGUCAGCCACAUUGAGUAUGUAAAAGAUGGACUGAAAUACAUGCGCCUAAAGUUUUACAUUGAGGGCUCAGAAAAAGGAAAGCAGGGAACAGUUCAUCUGGAAGUGAAAGAGAAUCCAGAAAGUGGAAAAUACGAGUAUCGUUAUAUAUUUGUGGAUAUUGAGGUCUACCCUAGAAGAACCAUAAUAAUUGAAGACAACAGAUAGUGAAACAACUGAAGUGACCUUUCAUUGCAGUUUGUGGUACUGUAGUUUACAAAAAUGGGAGUAAUGAAGUAAAAGUCGGCUGAAAGGUCAUUUUGCAUCCUCACGACAUACCCGUGUGAAGGCAGUGGAGCCGCUGAGCUUAUGUGUAAUUCUGCUGGGUAAAUACUGGAAGUAGGGAAUCUUUGUUGUUAAUAGAAAAUGAAAACUGGGUUGACACAGUUAAUAUAAACCGGCAUCCAGCUGUGGCAGCGGCAAAUAUGAUUUAGCAAAGAUUGUUUGUGGUGAAUCACAGUUUUAUACAAGCAGCCUUCUCAGGAUGAAUUUCCUUUGUUUGGAUUUGGAUUUCAUGCAAGUGCUACAAUAAAGAAGACAUACAAAAC